Molecule: messenger RNA, 4377 nt
Organism: Equus caballus (horse)
Lineage: Eukaryota; Metazoa; Chordata; Mammalia; Perissodactyla; Equidae
Gene: CDC25C
Product: cell division cycle 25C
Biological process (GO): G2/M transition of mitotic cell cycle; protein dephosphorylation; positive regulation of G2/MI transition of meiotic cell cycle
Cellular component (GO): nucleus; cytoplasm
Molecular function (GO): protein tyrosine phosphatase activity
Source: RefSeq, a predicted model, not a curated record
UUGAAUGGUCAAGGUCUGUGGCAGUUGAUAUCCUCGCACGCAAGCUGUAACUUCGACUCUAUGCGGAGAGAAGCGGCAAAUCCUGACCCUGGCCUAUCCAGUCGAGAAGCAGAAUUGUAGCCUGGUUAAUCGCUUCCUUUCUCCAGAUUUCCUUUACUUCUGCUCCAGUCUUCACUUGUGUCUGAUCCCCAUCCACUCCCUUUCUCCUGAAGUGAGAGCUCGGAGACCAUGUCUGCAGAACUCUUCUCAUUCACGAGAGAGCCAGGAAGCCCUGGCUCAGGACCUAGUUUUAGAUCCAAUCAGAGGAAGAUAUUAAACCUGCUCCUGGAGAGAGACACUUCCUUUACCGUCUGUCCAGAUCUCCCUAGAACGCCAGUGGACAAACUCUUUGGUGAUUCUGGACACCUAAGCAUUUUGUCUGGAGGAACCCCAAAAUGUUGCCUUGAUCUUUCGAAUCUUAGCAGUGGAGAGAUGUCUGCCACUCAGCUUACCACUUCUGCAGACCAUGAUGAAACUGGUAGGGAGAAGGGAGGUCACUUGAAUUCUUCAGGACCUCAGGGGAUACAAUUAUCUGCGAUGAAUCAUCACCAGAACGUUAUAAAAUGCAGCCCAGCACAGCUGCUUUGUAGCACUCCAAAUGCCUUGGACCACAGCAAGAAGAAGAAAGAUGUGAUAUGUAGCUCAUCCACAAAUAAGGAAAAUGAAAACAACACUUCGAGGCUUUUAGAGUGGUGGGCACCCAGGAACCUGAAGUUUCGAAAGAGACCAGAGGGGCCUUAUAUGUCUCCGCUUUCUCUACUGGACAAUGGAAACUUGGUGGAAAAUGAAAUGAAAUAUCUGGGCAGCCCCAUUACUAGAGUUCCAAAACUGGAUAAAAAUCCAGAACUAGAAGACCAGACAGAGGAGUUUUCAGAUGAAUUGAUGGAGUUUUCCCUGGAUGAUCAAGAAGAGGCCAAGGCAUCUCUGAACAGAAGCAGGCUGUAUCGCUCUCCUUCAUUGCCAGAGAAUUUGAACAGGCCAAUACUGAAGCAGGUGGUAAAAUUCAAGGACAACCCAAUACCAGAUAAAGUAAAGAAGAAGUAUUGUUCUAGCCACAGAGAGCUCAGGAAGGGCUUAGGUCUAAAGAAGACAGUCUCUCUCUGUGACGUUAAUAUCACUCACAUGUUGGAGGAAGAUUCUAACCAGGGGCAUCUGAUUGGUGAUUUCUCCAAGGUAUGUGUGCUGCCAACCGUGUCAGGGAGACACCAAGAUCUGAAGUACGUCAACCCAGAAACAGUGGCUGCCUUGCUGUCGGGGAAGUUCCAGGGUCUGAUUGAGAAGUUUUAUAUCAUUGAUUGCCGCUAUCCAUAUGAGUACCUGGGAGGACACAUCCAGGGAGCCUUAAACUUGUACAGUCAGGAAGAACUGUAUAACUUCUUUCUGAAGAAGCCCGUUGUCCCUUUGGACACCCAGAAAAGAAUAAUCAUCGUGUUCCACUGUGAAUUCUCCUCAGAGAGGGGUCCCCGAAUGUGCCGCUCUCUGAGAGAAGAGGACAGGGCUCUGAACCGGUAUCCUGCAUUGUACUACCCAGAGCUAUAUAUCCUCAAAGGGGGCUACAGAGAUUUCUUUCCAGAAUAUAUGGAGCUAUGUGAACCACAGAGCUACUGCCCUAUGCAUCACCAGGACCAUAAGGCUGAGCUGCUGAGGUGUCGGAGCCAGAACAAAGCAUGGGAAGGGGAGCGGCAGCUGCAGGAGCAGAUUGCCUUGCUGGUGAAAGACGUGAGCCCAUGAUAACGGGUCAGCCCCUGGCUGCCUGGGAGUCGUCAAAAGACACUGUAGAAACUCUGAGCAGAAAGAGGCUAUCUUCUAUGUAUUAACCCAAGAUUGUUAAAAGAUGUCUGCAAAUCAACAGGCUGCCAAACUAAUGGAAUCCCAGGCCUGGCGAUUGGUUAGGUUUCAGUAAAGCUGCUGGCUUGUGGUUAAGUCCUGGAGCUGGCUCUAUAAGGCUGUAGCCUUGGGUUGCAUACAUAUUUGUGUUGCUUCAGGAAGCAGUUGCAUUCUCUUCCCAACUACUCAUAUCUUCUCACAAGCCAGCCAGCUCUUUCUCUCCCUGUGCUUCUGGCUAUGCAAGAGAGUUGUCCAUCUUUGUAUUUUCCUUCUUUGUUUCCCUUUCUCUCUUUUUCUUAAAUGGGAAAAUAAACAUUGCAGAAUGAGGGAUGUGAUUGUGAGCCCAGUCUGCCCCUAGAAGAUCUGUAUAAGGUCAGUCUCCUUCAGACAUAAAGGUGUAACCAUCUCUGUUCAGAGCUGAGGCCAUGAUGCUUUUCUCUAGACCAGUGGUUCUCAAAGUUUGGGCCCUGGACCAUCAGCAUCAUCUGAACUUGUUUGAAAUGCAAAUUUUUGAGCCCCACCCCAGACCUACUAAAUAAGAACCUCUGAGGUUAGGGCCUAGAAAUUUGGGGUUUAGUAAUCUCCCUUUCAGGUGAUUCUGAUGCACACCAAUGCUUGAGAACCACUGCUCUGGAGUUAAGGAAAACCUUUUAACCUGCAUUUUUCAGCAAUAUUUCAGGCUUUCCUUUCCUAGAUCAUUCCGUGGUAUGAGUUAGCUGAAAGUGUGCCCCAGACUCAGCACUCUGGUAUCUAGGCUCAGAAAACCACAAUGAUUGACAUUCUCUAAGGCGGCUGAUAGGUCUGAGUUGAGAUCAGAAGGUUCCUUAUCUACAGUCUCAAUGGGAUUUUAACUUUUCCCAUUUCCCAGACUCUUCCCCACUCCAUUUCACAUCUCACAAAGACAAGUUUAGGAUUUAGGAUGCUUGGAAGUAGAGAUUUGUGCUAUGUGAAGACAGGAAUCAAAGAAUAUAAAAGUACCAAGCAAGAUCAGUUGGACUUAAGGGAGACUUUGUGAACUGCAGUCUUCAACAAUAGCUCAGGGUUUCCUUUCUUAGAGCUCUUUAAGGCGAGUAGGCUCUGUCAGCAUAGUAAGAUACAGCCAUACUUGGUCUAGGUGGCAGUGGAAUUGAUUGAACAUUGUCAUUCUCUGGUAUUAUCCUAGUAGUAGUCAUAGCACAGGACCAGAAAAGGACCAAGGGCUCUGAAGCCCAGACUGAGAUAGAAUAGAGACAAAAAUGACAUCUUGCUGGGUUCUGGAGCAGAGAGAAUUUUUACAAGUGAGCAGGAGGGAAGGAGGGCAGUAGCUGCUCUGAUUUUGCACGGUUUGCAAGUGCUCUGCUCCUGGAGUGCCACAUGCAUGCUUCACAGCAGAGGGCACUGCUGUAUUCUCUAAGCCAGCCACUGAAGCCUACCGCCUCCGGUCAUAGCUCUCCUAGCUCAUGCCUGUCUGUCCAGAGGGAAGCUACCUCUCUGGCCUUCUCCCUGAGCCCUUGAGCUCAGAGCUCAGAAGGGCUGGGGGCAAAAGGGAGAGAAAAGCUGCUGCUACACUAGGUGGGGAUGGCCAAGGGAAAGAUGCUGCUCCUCUGUCCCAGCGCCCCCCCCCCCCCACACACACACUGCCCGACCCCCAAGAAGGAACUCUAGUUAGUGUGAGGAGGAAACUGCUUGAAGCACCUCCACUUCCAAGUGUGAGGAGGGCUCCCCGACUUACUGCCUUCCCUAUUGGGUCAUUUCCUGAUAAUUUUCCCCAGAAAGGUAGAACCAAGGACCCAGCUGGGAAGAGAUUGGUGCACAUGUGUUCACAUUUCAAUUAUCUCAGUUAAGUGGAAAUUCUGAGUUACAAAACAAAAAACUAGAACUUACUUAGUUAUCUACUUUGUGAAAAGUUGUAUUUGCCUAAAGGGCAACAUUUUCCCAUAUGAUUUCUUUUAAUGUUCUCCAACUAUAUAGGUACCGUGUGAUUUGAUUCAUGUUAUUUUAAGGAACAAUACCAACAGUAGCUAACACUUUUCAGCUGCUUACUGCAUACAAAACUUUUUAUGAACUCAUUUUAUAUAUAUAAACUAAUUUUUACAACAAUCCUAUGAGGCAGGUAGUCAUUUUUAUGCAUGUUUUACAGAUAAAGAAAUUGAGGAACAGAGGGAUUAAGUGACUUGUUUAAGAUCACACAGCUAAUGAAUGGUGGAAUUGGAUUUUUACCCAGGCAGUAUGGCUCCUUAAUGAAUUUUGUUGUUACCAAAUCCUCAUCAAUGAACAAUGUGUCUUCCUAAGUUAGCACUGUAUUAGGUGUUAAAUAUGUAAGAGCCUCAAUUGUAGGUUCUUGAGAAAUCCAGGUCAUAGGGUUGCUUGGGUUUGGGAAAUGAGGCUGAGGGCAGACACUAAGACCCUAGCUCAGAACCUCGGCACAAGGCCGUCUUAGGGGGUUAGCUCUGCACCGGUGUCCUUGCUCUGACUGGUAUUUGUCCAUCAUGAAGUCAAGUAAUAAAGAAUGGAAAUCUUUUGGACUGAAAA